AGUCCAUGGAGCCUCCCAUAGGAUAAGUAACCAAGAUGGUAACUAGGGAAGUGUGAUCACAGAUCCUCAGAGGAACACGUGUUUCAGAAACCUGGAGGUGGCACGAAUGGAGACCAAAGUUCCAUAACAACUGGAGACCUAAUGACAAAAUCCUCACACCCUACAAAAAACAAUAGAUCAUCUGUCAUGACAGGUGGGCAGGUGUUUCCACCAUGGUUCCCAAAAGAGAAACCCUUUUCCUUCUGCUCACUGUGGCCUGUGCAGCCUUGGCCAUGGACCUUAAUGAGAUGCCUGAAAACAGGCCUGUCUUCAAAAAUAUGGCCAAGAGACUGAUGAGGAAGUGCCAGGAGAAGGGAUACCCGGUGCCUGAGAUGCCGCAUCUGAAAAUGGUCUUCAAUUACAGUGACUUGCCUAUGGUGGGCAGGAACUCUGACCAGCCCAACACUGUCCUGUCCACUUUCAUGAACAUCCUGAGUUCAGUCUCUCACAUCAAGGACCCACUGAACCGAAUCCCCUCUGAUAAUGAAAUGGCAAACAUGAACUGCAGCUAUCUGCCAUCCAUGAUCAAGCAGAUGAGGAACUCCUCUGAGGCAUCUGUAUGUUACAUGCGUGCAUUUGUGGGCUCUAUGUUCUGGUCGACUUUGACCACACAGAGUGACAACAACAUGGACUCGGACGACUACGACACACUGCUGUGGGCCGCCAAACCUGUGCUGCGGGAUAUGCCUUUAACAAGAAUGGGACUUCCGAUGAAAUUAGCUCACGAAAGAGUGAAAAACAUGAUGAAGAUGCUGCAGGAGAUGUAUAAGCCCUUGUCUGAAGACAAAAGGGACCAGGUGGUAAGAUGGGCAAAACAGCAGAUUGCACAGAACUACUUCAACUGCACAAUGAUGCCAUCAUCUGACUCAGGUUUAAAGAUGGAGAUGCGGUCUUGUAAAUCUUCACUGAAAUGGCUGAACUCGGAGACGAUGAAGAUGAUGGGACCCUAUCUCUGCCAUUUAACACCAAACGAUGUUGAUUGUUCUCCCCAGGAAAAGCUCUGUGAAUUUUUCCGCUCGGCUCAAUUCAAAUCCGCCUUGAGAAUGGCGACCAAGAUGAACCCCAGCCUGGCCAGCAAGUUUCUCCAAAGGUUUCGAGAGUGCUUCAGUGGAGAUGAGGAGUUUGCACAGCAUGUGGACAAGCUCGGCAUACUGGCCUGUUAUUAUUACCCUGCUCCAGACUUGACUUCUGAGCUCGGCACGAAACUCCUCUCUGAGCUUGAUGACUGCGACAACCCCAGAAUCAAAAUGCUGAAGAUGCACCUUGUCAAGUCUGCAAUGUCAGAUUCCAACACUACUCAAACAUUACGGGAGCUUGGCAGCAGCGUUAGCUUGCUCUCUCCCAGACAACUGUCCAUGAUCUCUUGGAAUGAUCUCAAAGAAAUCUACAAAAAUGCCACUGUACAAUGGACACAGAGCCAGAUGCGCACCCUGGUCAAGAAACAUCUGGGCAACACGACGUGUAAAGAGGUGUCAUGUGAGGAGCUGAUGGACCUUCAAUCAGUUGCAGGAGGUUUGCCAAACUGUGUGCUCAAGCAUGUCAAAGUCAGGGAGCUCCUGAAUGACACAGAGGCCUUGAUGAACAUCUCCAAGCUCAUGAAGAAGGGGCAGUUGAAGGCCAUGCUGCACGGGCUGCGUGAGGAUGUGCAUCCCUCAGAGCUGGUGGAGAAGCUGCAGGGUGCUUUGCUUCGCCGACUCUCUUUGAGCGUCCUGGCGAAAGCAAGCAUCACGUCUUUGGAUCAAGUGGAGAAUAAAAUAUGGCGUCUGUCACAGGCAGCUUACCUGGCAAAAAAGAUGCAGAACCUAAAUCAGCUUCAGUACAGGAGGUUGCAUUCAAUCCUUCAGGGCAUAACCUGUAAGAUGAUUGAUAAAGUAGCAGCCAGUGAUGUGCAAGACAUGACUCAGGCCAUAUGGGAGACUCCACAGUGGCUCUCCAAAGUGCAGGCAGGAUGUGCUGCCCGGAAGCUUUUUGCAACUUUAGAAACAGAAAGAACUGAUUAUUUCAAAACCAUCACUGAGGAGGAGAUGGACCAGAUUCCCACAGCAUUACUUCUUCAUCUGCCGCCGUCGAAGGUGAUGGACUUGCCCGACUCUGUGUGUCCCGUGUUUCUUGACAAGAUGGAGGUGGCCAACCUGAGCUCACUGCCUCUUCGUGCUCCCUCUCGCCCCUUUCUCACCCAAAGAGCUCUGCUUUGCCUGGGGACAAACCUAUCCAGACUGAGCACUGAGGAUGUGUCCAGGCUUGGACCUCUCUUAUGUGAGCUUCAGCCUUCCCAACUGCGUCUCGUGGCGUCCAGUGUCCUCAACUCCACCCUCCAGGCCAUGGCUUCCUGCCAGCAUAUUCCUCAACACCACAGGGCAAAUCUAAUUCAGCUGGUCAACGACACUUUUGGAGAUCCAUCUGAUUGGUCAGCUGAGACUAUGGAAAAGCUGGGUCCUCUCCUGCUUUUGGAUGAUAAUGCUACAUCCGCUCUGCCUAAUAAGCCGUGGAUGAAAGACGUUCUCUUUUUCCUGUGGUCACGCCUGUCUCAGGCCUCUGACACGUUGAAAAAGAAAGUCUUCAUUCUCACCACCACCACAUCAACUGCAGCACGUAGCAACACUGGAACUGACAGUAGCACAGCAAAUGCUCAAGUACCGACUGUGGAGCUAAUAGAAGAACUGGGAAUGAACAACGUCUACUGGAGAGCCGAACAGCUCGAUCAGAUGUCAGUCGAAACCUUCACUGCUACAGUAGAAACACUUGGGAAGAUCUCUGACUACAGUGCAGAUCAACUGGCCGUGCUUAGGAAAAAGGCAACUGAGGCCUUUGGCCCAGUGUCAAACAUGACUGAAAGUGAGGUGAUGCAGAUGGGGUGUAUAACUCAGGGCCUCUCCAACACAGACCUGGAGCAGCUCCCCCUCUCCCUGGACACUCUGGAAGAAAUUGCCCGCUGUGGCUGGAGUGAGUCGCAGAUGGAGCCAGUGUGGAAGGCUGUUGCCAAAUACAACAACGUGACAGCGCAGCAGCUGGGAGUUGUAGAGAUGGUAGCAUUGAACCGCUUCAUCUGUGGCCUAAACUCCAGAGAGAUCGGACAGCUCAACAUGGACGCCUUCAAGGAAGCUGUGGACUCAAUGGAUGGUGUUCAGUGCUCCAUCAGUGUUACACAGCAGUUAAAAAGGCUUGCUGUGUCUGCGUUUGGACAUCCCAGCACCUGGACUGAAGCAGAAGUCUCAGAUCUGGGCAACAUUAUCGCUGGUUUGGGUGCAGCUGAACUUGCUUCUUUAGACCCGUCUGUCUUCUCAUUCAUCAGCAAGUCGUGUGUCCCUCGCAUACCACCAAGCAACUUGGCCGCCCUCUCUGCUGCUCACCUGGAGGCUCUCGGACCUGAUAAUGCUGCAAUGGUAACCAGUGAACAGCAGGCUGCCCUAAGAGACGUGCAACUGGCCGCGCUCGAAAGGGCCGCGACCGGGUCUCGUGCGCAACAAACACAAAGCCCAGGAGAGUCAGGAGCUCCGUCACUGAGUGUCGAGGGGAUCUCAGCCUUCGUGAAGCCCCUUCUCUUUCUCUUCACUGGCUUCCUGCUGCUGUGAGAACAGAGCGCCACCAAAUCCUGCUACAAAACUGCGUAGGAGCUUUAGAGAACCGCGCACACAGAAGUUAUCAUUAUCGUACACUCGAGACAAGAUGUCAUUUUUAUAAUUUGGGAUGAAGGCGUGUUUUUCAUCGAUGGACUGUCUGAGACAACUUAUGUGUGAGCGUAGAGUGUGGCUGCGAACAGCAACAAGCACAAAACGUAAUCAUAUGACCUGGUAAGAUGUGUAGAUUCUAUUGUUAUUACAUUUUAUGGCAUUCACUUUCAAAGGCCCAGUGUUUAGGAUUUAGCUGCAUCUAGCGGUAAUGUAGCAGACUGCAACCAAAUGAAUACUCCUCAACACAGCCUCCCUCCCCACAGCACGUAGGAGAACCUACGAUGGUCAGUGGUGGACUCCACAGAGGACCAGAAAAGGACAGAAAGGAUCCGGUCCCUUUAAGAUAACAAAAACACUGUUCUUAUUUUCAGGUGAUAAUAGAACAUUAUGAAUAUUAUAUUCCAUUUCUGCUAAUAGAGCCAACUAAAUUCUACGCACUGGACCUUUAAAUAUUCUAUCUCUGUAUUUAUAAGAAAGUAUAUUUUAAUAGAAUGAAGAGGAAUAUUUAAUCCAUGUCUGUUGUCCACUAUAUGGAACAUCUUUAUCUCAUUAUCUGGAUAUGUGAUACUGCACUGACAAAAUGGAAAAUGAACAAUGUUCAAACUCAACAAAUAUCAAUACACUUAAUCAAUUACUGCUGUAUUUGAAGAUGAAAAGCAAAUUAAACAGACAAUAUGACAAUUUUGAA
This is a messenger RNA of Scatophagus argus, 4398 nucleotides long. RefSeq names its product otoancorin (gene otoa). Lineage: Eukaryota; Metazoa; Chordata; Actinopteri; Scatophagidae. Gene Ontology annotation, cellular component: cell surface. The transcript is spliced from 28 exons. The record is from RefSeq and is a predicted model, not a curated record. Gene Ontology annotation, biological process: cell-matrix adhesion. The coding region runs from base 213 to 3611 and encodes 1132 amino acids.